Fragaria vesca subsp. vesca is the source of this 732-nucleotide messenger RNA. RefSeq names its product expansin-A23-like. Bases 1 to 732 code for a protein of 243 amino acids. Lineage: Eukaryota; Viridiplantae; Streptophyta; Magnoliopsida; Rosales; Rosaceae. The transcript is spliced from 4 exons. The record is from RefSeq and is a predicted model, not a curated record. Gene Ontology annotation, biological process: plant-type cell wall organization. Gene Ontology annotation, cellular component: extracellular region.
AUGGUCAUUUCUUUCCUCGCUUCAAAUCUUCUGUCACCAAAUUCUCUUAAUGCUGCUUGGGAGGAUGGGAGCGCAACGUUUUACGGUGACAUGACCGGAGCCGAAACCAUGCAGGGGGCUUGUGGUUAUGGUGAUCUCUUCCAACAAGGCUAUGGCCUCGAGACAGCAGCUCUAAGCACAGCACUGUUCAACAAUGGACAAACUUGCGGUGCUUGUUUUCAGAUCAUGUGUGUCAAUGAUCCACAAUGGUGCAUACCUCAUGCUGGUACCAUCAGAAUUACAGCAACAAAUUUCUGUCCUCCAAAUUACGAUCCACAUUUUUAUCCCUGGUGCAACCCCCCAAGAAAACACUUCGACUUGUCCAUGCCUAUGUUUGCGAAAAUCGCUAUCACCAAAGCUGGGAUAAUUCCUGUAAAGUUUCGUAGAGUCCAUUGUGCUAAAAGAGGAGGGAUUAGGUUUGAGCUAAAAGGAAACCCUUACUGGAUUACUGCAACUAUGUUGAAUGUUGGUGGUGCUGGUGAUGUUACAGCGCUGCGAAUCAAAGGGUCUAAAUCCGAUUGGGUUCAAAUGUCACGCAACUGGGGACAACUAUGGCAGACUGCAGCGAACUUAGUCGGACAAAGCUUAUCAUUCCAAGUUACUACUAGUGAUGGGAAGACGGUUCAGCUUGAUAAUGUUGCAACAGGAAAUUGGCAAUUUGGGCAAACCUAUGAAGGCAAAGGAAACUUUUAG